AAUAAAGAUAAUAGUGAACUUACUCUUAGGCACAUUCACAUGCUCGGCCUUGCGCAGGGGAGGGCCUGCCUACGCAGCUGAUGGUAACAUUUGCAUGUGUAUUUUUUUCUCUUUUUCUUUCUAAAACGUUUGUUUUUGUCAAUCAGCUGUUUAUUCAGUAGCAUUUCACUGUGAGAAAGUAGAGUAAAAUGCUGUGAUAUGGGUGUGCCAUGACCUAGUUUGCCAGGACAAAGAUGGAUUCCUGGAAAAAGAGAGAAAAGAGAGAGAGAAAGAGAGAGGAAAAAAGAGAACAAGUUUAAAAAAUGUCAAAGGGAUUCGGUCCAACAUUUCUUCCUUCUUCUCAGAUAUCCUGCACUCAGAGAGACAGUAUGUGUGAUAGUCCGUCAUGAGGAGCUGGAAUGAAGCUUUAGAUCCUUUUAGGAACAAAGGAACCGCAUUAGGCCUCAGAGCGCGAGCUCAGCGCUCCCACUCUCUGCUGCACGAGCUGCAGGCUGGGGCUCUAAUAGGAGCGGCGCAUGCGCUGUUUCUAAUCUCGCCCGCUUUCCGGCAGGGCCCGCCCCCCGCUCGGGCAUUGGCUGACGCCUAGCGGGUACUCGGGGGUCGUCUAUUGGACGCGCGCCCGCCAGCGCGAAGCAGCGGCCAAUCACAGUACGGAGGAGGCGGAGUUUUGGCGUAAACGGGUGGAAAACGAAGAGGCGAUGCUGAUGCUCUCUGAUUGGACAGAACCGGCUCUGCUGUUUUAACCAGCCAACUGCCCUCAAAACACACACACACAAACAUAUAUAUAUAUACACACACACAUAUAUGUAUAAAACACAUACAAUAGAAACACCACAUUUAACACACAGUGCGGGUUUCACGAGGAAAACACUGUUAUAAAUGAACCAAUCCAUUAAUUAGUCAGUACGUCAGUCUUUAUUUUCACACUGAGGGUGACCCUUAUUCUAAAUGACAGGGAUUGAAAGAAAAAAACUAAAUACAAAUAAUAUUUAUGCACCUUUAAACAAGAGAAAAACAACAAAACAAGUUAAAACCCCUUUAAAAACAAUCUAAUAAUAUAAGGUGACCAAAUGAACAGUUCGUUAAUAACGAGGCUGAAUACAUUGAUCAAUUAAAGUGGGUAAAAGAAAAGUUAAAAUUAAGCUAAAACUAAAUAUUGACCAAAAUAAUACAAUAAUAGCAAUAGUAAAUAAAAGUAAUACAUACAGCUAACAGUAAUAUAAUAUGAGAAGAUAUAGUGAAUUUUACACAGUUUUAAUUAGAGAUUGUAGUUAAUGGAUAAUAAAACUAAAACUAGAGCGUUAAACCCUCUACAGGGUUUUUACCCUAGCAUGUACACUAACUCUCAGUACAUUAUUCAGUAUUCAGAAUUGUAUAUGUUUAUUUAAUGUGUUGAUAUGAAAUUGUGUUUAAUGUUGGGGUAAAUCGGGGAGAGUUUUAUAUUUAAAUAAACAGAAAUGUCCAUCUUCUGUUUGCCAUCCAGGUAAAUCUAUCCCGCAGAUUCCACGCGCCGCCCAGCGCGCCCGUAUUCCGCCAAACCGCGAGCGCAGAUCAAAACAACGUGUAGGAAAAUACUGCAUAUCUGCUCGCGAUCCUACGCAGAUAAAUUGAAUGAAAUCUUAGUUUUUAGCGCGGUUUCUGCGCGUGAAGCGAAUUUUCGGUCUUGUGGCGAAAGUGCUGCGGCUGCGCGGCUCGCGGGGCUGUAGUGGUGUAUUGUGGGAGAGACAGCAGAAAGCAGCUCGAGACACACAGUAUGUGCAGGCGCGCGCCCCGCGGAUCCCUCAGCUCCCGCACAGCCCGCAAUAUAGCCCGCAGCACAGCUCGCAACAUGUAAAAGCGCGGCGGCGCGAGCUGGACGCACGGGAACGAACUCACGCGCCUCGACGCUUCACCGUUACACACGGACUCGAGCAGGACGCCGCGCGCAGAGAGAACACACACACACACACACAACAAUGUCCAGGCCAGGGGAGAGAGAUAGAGGCAGGGUGAGUGAGGAGCACAACCGCAGGACUUCAGCUCCGAUGAACGGGAUGGAGAACAGUUCGGGAGAGAGACGCGGCCAUCACUGGAGAAGCUACAAGCUGAUCAUUGACCCGGCACUCCGGACGGGUUCCCACAAGCUCUACAGAUAUGAUGGGCAGCACUUCAGCUCACCGAAUUCUGGAAUCCCCCCGGUGGACAUAGUCAGGGACCCCCGGAUCGGCCGCCUGUGGACAAAAUACAAGGAGACAGAUCUGCCGGUGCCCAAGUUUAAGAUUGACGAGUGCUACGUUGGCCGCAUCCCCCCGAAAGAGGUCACCUUUGCCCGGCUGAACGACAACAUCAGAGAGGGCUUCCUGACGGACAUGUGCAAGAAGUUUGGCGAGAUCGAGGAGGUGGAGAUUUUGUACAACCCCAAAAACAAGAAGCACCUGGGAAUAGCCAAAGUGAUGUUUGGGUCGGUGCGUGCCGCAAAGGACGCUGUGCAGAACCUCCACAACACCUCGGUCAUGGGGAACAUUAUCCACGUAGAGCUGGACCCUAAAGGUGAGAAUCGGCUGCGGUAUGUCGAGCGCUUAGUGAAUGGCAGUUACACGCCGCUCACGCUGCCGGUGGGGGAGGAGUCCUGCGAGGUUUCUCCGCGCAGCUUGGCUGAGGCUUUACUGGCGUGUGAGCCGUUGCGGAGACUCUCUGAGAGCAGUUCCUCGGUGGUCGCAGGCACCGUGACUCCGGGCAGCACCAGCACCCCCCUGAGCCUGGACACGGCAUACUCCAGCCUGAGGCAGGAAACCCCCCAGUCCCAAGGAACACCCCACACCCCCCGCCCCACUGGAACACCUUUCUCUCAGGACUCCACCUACUCCAGCAGGCAGGGCACCCCGGCGUUACAGCCGAACCGCACUGAGGGCUCGGGUGGGUACAAGUCGAGACGACACGAGACCAAAUUUCAGAAUGCCUACAAACGUAUACCACAGAGACACUAUGUGCAUUUGGCGGGCGGAGCUUACCGGGCCAAUGCAGAGCAGUCAAGCAACUUUAAACAGCACCAACCACCUGAACCCCCGUCACCUGCAUUUUUGAACACACCUCCGCUCCCGGUCACGCCCAGCUUCAAACCCGCCUCCUUCCCGACCUACCAGCCCCCCCUACCGCCAGUGUACCCUCACGCUGAGCCCCCGGCGUACCCGCCCCAGCCCCUGCAGCGGGAGCUGGAGUACCUGAGGCCACAGGCUCCGCCUCCCUCUACCCCCGACUUCAUGACCGUCAGAGACCGACCUAAAACCCCGCCCAUGCCCGAGCCACCCCCGGAGCCCACCACGCAGCCCACUGCCUGCACCCCGCCCCCCAGCACACCUGACCCUUGCCCCUCCCCUGCCCCGGAGGUGGAGCGGAACAGCCUGGACUCCCGGAUCGAGAUGCUGCUGAAGGAGAAGCGGACGAAGCUGCCGUUCUUGACAGACCGCGGCGACUCGGACGGAGAGGUGCGGAUGGAGGGAAGCCCCAUCUCCUCCUCGUCCUCCCAAAUGUCCCCCAUCCCACCCUGCCCGGCACAGCGUCCCUCGCGGCCCUCCAGCACUGGUCUGGAGGACAUUAGCCCCACUCCCCUGCCCGACUCUGAUGAGGACGAGCCAAUCGCCGGCACCGCCUCCCUGAUGCUCCGCCCCCGGAGUACAUCGCCGCCAAACGCACACGGCCUGAACAUGACUGGGGGCCCGCGGACACCGACCGAAAAACCUGACUCGGGUAUGCAGUCAUCAGGAGAGGAUAUGGAGAUUUCGGAUGAUGAAAUGCCGGGCACGCCCAUCUCAGGGGGAGAUUGUGCAAAGGGCAUCAUGGUGAACUCGGCUCUGUCUCCAUUGGCACCACAGGCCUUAGGCAUCCCUCCCCCCGGUUUCCCCCCACUACCCCACCACCCCCAGGCUGGCUACGCCCUGACCCACCACCAUUUAGGCCCCCACACCACCGUCCCCACGCCGCACCCCACCCACCUGGCUGCACAUCUGAUGCCCCCGCUGCCCCCGUACCCAGGGAUGGUGCCUAUGAUGCCGGUGGACCUGAUGAGCUGCUUGCCUCAGUGGGGCAGCGUGCACAUGUCCUUCCAGAUGCAGACGCAGGUGCUGAGCCGUAUCGCCCAGAGCCAGCACCCUUACCCCUACCCCCACUACCUGAGUGGCGCAGCAGGGGCUGGUGCCAGCGCUGGUGCCAUGCAGUUCGGGGGUCCGUACCAGCCUCUGUCUAUGGUGGGUACCCCCUCAGGAGGGGUGGGGCACGGACAGCAGUGGCCUUUACCCAGCAUGCCCAGGUAUAACCCCACUGUGCCACCUCCCCGGUACGACACGCAGAAGGAGGACUCCCAUAAAGCCACGGUGGACGGAGUGCUAAUGGUCAUCGUCAAGGAGCUCAAGGCCAUCAUGAAGAGAGACCUCAACCGCAAGAUGGUGGAAGUGGUGGCGUUCAGGGCCUUUGAUGAGUGGUGGGAGAAGAAGGAGCGGUCAGCUAAGGCAACUUUGACUCCGGUGAAGCCGGGCGAGGGUAAGGAGGAGGAGAAGGAGCGGGCAAAACCGAAGGAGACACUGUCAGCCAGGUUGCUUGAGAACUGGAGUAAGGGUGAGGGUCUGGGCUACGAGAGCAUUGGCCUGGGCAUCGGCUUGCGUGGCGCCAUCCGCCUGCCUUCCUUUAAGGUGAAGCGGAAAGAGCCCCCUGACCCCGCCUCCUCUGCGGAGAAUAAACGAGCACGGCCGUCCACACCUGUAGACGAUGAGCUGGAUGAUGAAGAGCGAACGGAUUUGCCAGCAGAUGGCACCAGACUGGAUGCUGAUAAUUCUGCUGCUAAGCGCCGGCACUCCCGGCCGGUGGAGCUGGACAGUGAGGGAGAGGAGGAGGAAGAGGAGGAGGAGGAGACGUCCGGCAGAGAGGAGUUGUCCUUGUCUGACCGGGAGGAGGAGCCUGAGGGAGAAACAUCAGAGAGGCUGUCAACUGGCAAGGAGCCGGGUGAUGAUGAGGAGGAGAAGGAUGAAGAGAGCGAGUCUGAGGCUAGUUCUUCUUCUGAUUCGUCUGAUGAAGAGGGUUCUUCCUCCUCCAAAUCUGGCCCAGACUCCUCCUCCUCCUCAUCUGAAAGCUCCUCUGAGUAUGACUCCAGCUCGGAGGAGGAACGGGAGGAAGAGGAGGAGGAAGAGGAGGCGGAGGUCGCCAUGGAAGUAGGUGAAGAAGAGGAAACGCGUACGUCCUCAACCUCCUCAUCUUCUUCAUCCUCAUCAUCUGAUGAAGAGGAGGAGUCUGAGGUGAAAGCCCUCAGCACUCCUCCAGGCCCCCCACUGGAGAAGGAGUGCGAGUCCGGGCAGCAGGGGGCUGAGGAGGCGGUUCCACCUAACAGAACGGCGGUAGAAAACCUGCGGCCGCCGUCACCUAAAGGCCUGCCAGUGGAGGAACAGGACGUUGACGUGGACAUCCCUAAGGUGGAGGUAUCUGUAGAGGAUGUGGGAACCCUGCGGCCCCUUACCCCAACAGGUUCUCUAGCUGACAGCGACUUGGACGUCCGGCCAAAAAGCCAGUCAGAAGAGGAGGUACCGCGGACCCCUGGGCGAGAUGGCCCUGCACCUUCAGAGCUGGACACCAAUACCCAAAUGACAUCUUCAGGUCAGUCUAUUCACCUCCCUCUGCCCACCAGCCAUGCUCUCCUGCCCCCUCCCCCAGACUCCUGUGGGCGGGUGCGUCUGCAGACGGAUGAGGAGGUCCCACGGACACCUGGUCGAGAUCUACGGAAAGGUCAAAGCACUGAGACCGCCCCUGAAACUCCCGGCAGCGAUGCCCCGCUCACAGGUAACAGCUUAGCUCUCAGCUUGGCUCUUAGCUCACCCCACGUUCCUGGCAGCCCUUUCUCCUACCCUGCCCAGUCCCCAGUCCUCAGUGCGGGCAUUCCGCGGACUCCAGGCAGGGACCUGACCUUUACACCUGUUUUCCCCGACCCUGCUGCCUCCUCUGUCGGCCCCUUGCACAGGAAAGCCUCGUCUGACAGUCUGGAGGAGAAGCCUGUGUUUAAAGAGCCGGCGUUAAAAGAGCCUCCGCUCAGCGCUUACUUACCUACUACCACUGCUGCUUCCCUCACUCUCCCUGCCGCUGCCGCCGCUGCUUCCCCCCAGGAGCUUUCUGCGGUCCCUCAAACCUCACCGCCUGCAUCUAUAGAAGGUUCCACCCCUCUACCCUCCACUGACCAGCCUAUUCCACUCACAGAGAUUCCUGUACCCCUAGAUGUCACUCCAAGCAAGAAGAAAGCGGGACGUGCCAAGGCUAAAAAGCCCCCGACACCUGUAACACCUGAAGAUGCUCUGCCGGAGCCUCCCCCAGUGACCCCCUCGCUGCCUCCGGAGCCUCCAGUAAAGGACCUGUUCCCAGAUCGCCCCGACCAAGCGUUUGGGAGGCCGGAUGCGGAGCCCCAGCUUCCUGAACCUGAGCCAGACACUGAUGACCUGGAUGAUCUUGGUCAAACAGUUCUGCCCCCUAGUCCUGGAGUCCAUGACGACAUGCUGUACGAACCAGUGCAGAAGACCCGUCGUCAGCGACGCAGCUGGGAGGAGCUCCUGCUCUCCAUGCAUUCUCCAGCUGCCUCCCCACCACGGCCCAGCUACGUGCCCCGCUCUGAAUUCGAGGAAAUGACCAUCCUCUAUGACAUCUGGAAUGACGGCAUCGACGAGGAGGACAUCAAAUACUUGAAGAUCACCUAUGACAAAUUGCUUCAGCAGGACAACGUCAAUGACUGGCUCAACGACACACUUUGGGUCCAUCACCCUACCACCAGCGGGGGUAGUCUGCCCGGCCUGAAGAAGAAGAGGCGUGAGGAUGGGAUGCGGGAUCAUGUGACCGGCUGUGCUCGCAGCGAGGGCUACUACAAAAUCGACAAGAAGGACAAACUGAAGUACCUGAUCAGCUCCCGGCCUCAGUUUGACGAGCCGGACAAGGACACACAGGGGAAGAGUAUUCCUGCCCAGCCUCACGCCUCCACCCGAGCCGGUUCCGAACGCCGGUCCGAACAGCGCCGCCUGCUGUCCUCUUUCAGCUGCGACAGCGACCUGCUGAAGUUCAACCAGCUUAAAUUCCGUAAGAAGAAGAUCCGGUUCUGUAAGUCUCACAUUCACGACUGGGGGCUGUUCGCCAUGGAGCCAAUCGCCGCCGACGAGAUGGUGAUCGAAUACGUGGGUCAGAAUAUCAGACAGGUGAUAGCUGAUAUGAGGGAGAAGCGUUAUGAGGAGGAGGGAAUCGGAAGCAGCUACAUGUUCCGGGUGGAUCACGACACGAUCAUCGACGCCACCAAGUGCGGCAACUUCGCCCGAUUCAUCAACCACAGCUGCAAUCCAAACUGCUAUGCUAAGGUCAUCACUGUGGAGUCCCAGAAGAAGAUUGUCAUCUACUCUCGACAGCCGAUCAACGUUAACGAAGAAAUCACGUAUGACUAUAAGUUCCCCAUUGAGGACGAGAAGAUCCCGUGUCUGUGCGGAGCCGAGAACUGUCGCGGAACACUCAACUAGCCGGCACCACUGCCAGCCCAGACAACAGCCCUGCAGCAGGGACACGAUGCGCACUGCCGCCCUGUGGAGAGGCCGGGUGGGGACGGGAAGCGAGGGGUGGCGCCCCCUGGUUGCCAGGUGAAACACAGCUCGGUGGAGCGCUUUAUAAACCCGUCUGAUGAUUGUUUACGAUUUACCGGUGCUCUUUCAUCCACGUUCAGAUCUUUUUCUACCACUCUUCCAUUCUGCUUCGUAUGGAAAAAGAAAAGGACUAGCCCCGCCCCCAGUCCUUCCCCCACGCCCAUUCCUGUGACUGUAGCAAUGGGGUGGGAGGUGCUUUUUGGGUUAUUGGCCUCCCUGUUCCUUUCUGUAAACCAAACCACCUGUCUCUCGGUCUCUCCCUGUCUCUCUCUCUCCCUGUAUCUCUCUGUCUCUCUUACUCUGUCACCCUUAUUGUCUGUCUCUGUCUCUCUCUCUAUCUCUUUCCAUACGCACAAUAAGUCCAGCUGCUGCAUCAGGAGAACAGGGUUUGGACAGCAUCCCACCACCACCAAUGUUUUCUUUAUAUAUAGUGCUGAGUGAGGGUGAUGUGGGUGGGGUUAAUUUGGGUGGGUGCGGUUUCAGUGGUUUUUGCUCCAAUCAGCUCUUUAUCCCUUGCUGUGUUUUUUAUGUUUGUGCGCAGAGAAACUUAGACCUGCAUUUUUCUAUAAUCAGACAAGAUCGGACCUACACUACUUAAAUUCCCCCAGUACAGUUCUGCAGUGCCCCCUGCAGGCUGCCUGCUGUGACUGCAGCGUGUUGAGGGUCCAUUUUUGUAAAGAACUCACAUCCUGGAAACUUACAUUUCUUACAAGUUUAAAAUAACGCUAAACAUCCUGUUUACCCAGUUCAGUCCCUUCAUAGAAACUCUUUUAAACGCUUUUAAUUCACUUUCUCAAUUCAGUUUAGCUAAACACAUUCAGCUUACAGCAGCAGUUUAGCUCCACCCAUUCAGCCUACACUAUCGUCCUGCGUUGUCGUCACCCAGCGGAACCGGUCCAGUUAGCCUGGGUUCAAAACAGCGCUGCUGUUGAUCAUUCCCCUUUAGAGCUGCUUUACCUCCAUUCCUUCCUAAAGCCUAGUAUUACCUGCAUUUGAGUUAAACUCCGCCUAGAACCGGUACCUGCAGCUGUAUUGGUUCUAGUGGAGCGCUUUUGGUCAUGUGACAUCCCGCUGCUACAUAUAUAGUAGUUAAAUCCAGAUCCAGAGUUUAACUAUAUGGACCUGGAUUUGCUUUGUGCUGAUUUGCACAUAUUGGCUAGCUCAAGGUAUGCCCACAGUUUAAAUGAGAUUCUGUACAGCGUGUGCAGUUUUACAACAGUAGCUGUGGAAUAAUGCGUUUGUGGGCGGGGCUUGAAGCAGCUCAAGUUGGGUGUUAUGCCCAUAUAAAGAGGUGUAGGCACUUCCCUCUGCUGGUUACCUUUAGUAUUGCGCUUUGUCUUGUAGCGUUAAAGCUGUAUUUCUGAGCUCCUCGGAGCGGCCAAUAGCAUUAAUCCCAGCUCACCAGGCAAGCAAUCAGAGUGCCAAACAUUUGCAUAUUACAGAGGUAAUUGGUUAAAGAUUAAGCUCUUUCUCCAUGUUAUUUAAGUGUGUGUGUGUUUGUUGUGUAAACCUGUUGGAACAGCACUGUAUUAUUCUUGCAAUACCGAAAGUGUUUAAAGCGAUAGUUUGGUCAUCCAACCCCCCUAACCUCCAUCUUUCAGCCUAGAUUUGUAUAUUUAAUCUGUUUAGUUCUGCACAGUGACGAGGCUAAUAGAAGUAAUGAAGGUUUAUUCCCCACCAAUUAAUUUAAUGCUAACUGUUAUCUGUGUUUUUUCAAUAUUGCUACGUUAGCUUUUAAAACUAUUCACAGCUGAUAAAGGAAGAUAUUCUGUCCUUUUAUUUUUCUUUCUAAACUAUCGCUUUAAUAAGGAGCUGUGUACCGCUCUGCGCCGCGGGUCGGAACCGGUCCAGUCUGGCCAGGCGGAGUUUCUUCUUAUUUCUCUGUGUUUUGGUGGUUUCGUUUAAACACUAUAGAAUUGUUGUUGUAUUUCCUCCAACCCCACCCCCUACCAGGCCACGCCCACCACCCUCCCCUCCCACCACUUCCUCUACAGCUACGCACUGCAGGGGCAGAGCCUUUUCUUUUGGAAGGUGUUUAUAUUGUACAGGAUUGGAUGAUUUGUACGGAGGAACGGGGCUUUUUAUCCCCACAGGGAGUUACAGAGACGAUGCAUCUGCUUUUUUUCUUUUCUUUUUUAAUAAGCAGAAAUCUUUGAGUAUCUGAUAUUUUUCAGGGAUCUUUAAAUAUAUUAAAAGGGGGUAAAUCUAAAUCUCUAUGUAAUAAUAAGUGAUGCAUCCUGUAUAUAAGUGAUCUGAUCUCCCUGUGGAAAGAUUGUUUCUUGUAGAAACGUCUUUGUCUUCUGCCCGAUUUUCCUUUAUAAACUAAUGUGUAAAUACGCAAACUGUGAAUAUAUAAAUAUAUAAAUAUAUAUAAAUAUAUUUUUUGUUCCUGAGGAUUUGCUACGGAACGGCAGCUCAGAGAGGUCUAUAGCGUGUGGGCGGAGCCGGGGGCAGUAUUUCAGCUUGUGUCAAGCUUUAUUUUUUAUUUUCUGUUGUAAAUUCUAUGAAGACUUGUUUGCAGUGUGUGUGGGGGGGGCAGGGUCUGAUGAGAAUUGGCGAGGGGAGCCGUUGGCUUUCCAAGUCUAUUUAUUACCACAAAUGUAUGACAAUGGAGAUCAUGGGAAAAAUAAAGGAUUUUUUUU
Molecule: messenger RNA, 10267 nt
Organism: Astyanax mexicanus (Mexican tetra)
Lineage: Eukaryota; Metazoa; Chordata; Actinopteri; Characiformes; Acestrorhamphidae
Gene: setd1ba
Product: SET domain containing 1B, histone lysine methyltransferase a
Exons: 19
Coding region: 1956-7505 (1849 amino acids)
Cellular component (GO): Set1C/COMPASS complex
Molecular function (GO): histone H3K4 methyltransferase activity; protein binding; RNA binding
Source: RefSeq, a predicted model, not a curated record